AUGGAAUGUUAAAACAGGAUAAUAAAAGCCAAAUUGAAUGGUCAUACUAGUCCUGUUUGGUCAAUUAGCUUCUCCCCUGAUGGUACUACCUUAGCAAGUGGUAGUGAUGAUUAGUCAAUUAAUUUAUGGGAUGUUAAGACAGGAUAAUGUAAGGCCAAAUUGGAUGGUCAUCGUGAUUAUGUACUAUCAGUAUGCUUCUCAUCAGAUGGAUGUACAUUAGCAUCUGGUAGCGGAGAUAAAUCCAUCCGUUUAUGGGAUGUUAAGACAGGAUAAUAAAAAGCAAGAUUAGAUGGUCAUAGUAAUUGUGUCUCAUCAGUAUGCUUCUCACCAAAUGGAAAGAUAUUAGCAUCUGGAAGUUAUGAUAAAUCUGUUUGUAUAUGGAAUGUAAAGACAGGAAAAUAAAAAGACAAAUUCGAAGGUCAUAGUCAUUAUGUAUUCUCAGUAUGCUUCUCACCUGAUGGAAGAUUAUUAGCAUGUGGUAGUGAUAAAUUGAUCCGGUUAUGGAAUAUAAAGUAGAGAUAUGAAUAAGCAUUAUUGGAUGGUCAUUAUGAUUAUGUUAGAUAAGAAUGCUUUUCACCAGAUGGAACUAGAUUAGCAUCUUGUGGAGAUUAAUCUAUCCUAUUAUGGAAUGUAAUGGCUGAAAAAUUGAUAGCUACAUUGGAUAAUUAAAGUGAUUAGGUCCUAUCAGUAUGCUUCUCACCUGAUGGAAAAAGAUUAGCAUCUGGUAGUUUUAAUUGUUCUAUCUGUGUAUGGGAUAUAAAGACAGGAAAAUAAAAAGAAAAAUUGGAUGGUCUUAGUCAUAAUGUAUUCUCAGUAUGCUUCUCGCCUGAUGGAAAAACAUUAGCAUGUGGUAGUGAUAAAUUGAUCCGUUUAUGGGAUGUUAAGACAGGAAAAUCAAUAUAACCUUCAGAUAAAAUAUAUAAAGAUCUUCUUACAUAAUUUUCAAUUCCCUUAAAUACAAACAAAUCUCUUUUAGAAGGUAUUAUUUAUAAAUUUUAUUUUAGUUAACUCUAAGGAGCUCUAAUUUUUAAAGGAGUAUUCGUAAAUCAUUAAGGUAUAGAUCUUAGAUCAUUAUUGA
This is a messenger RNA of Paramecium sonneborni, 1078 nucleotides long. NCBI's taxonomy places the organism in Eukaryota, Ciliophora, Oligohymenophorea, Peniculida, Parameciidae. The record is from the annotation of a GenBank genome assembly.